AUGCCUGCCGCACCAGGUCCACAAGUGCUGGUCCUCCACCCCGGCAAAACCGAACGCUUGAAUAGAUUGGAAGAUGAUCGCAUGCUUCAGACUUGCGACGAGAGCAAACCGCAUUGCCGGAGGUGUCAAGUUCGUGGUGUUGAAUGUAGCUAUGCGUCGGGGUCCGAGUCCUCCGGGUCUGACAAUAAUAGCCCUCUCGAGAUGAUAUCAAGACCUCAGAAGCCUAGCACAACGGACUUUUCCUUGACUCUUGCCAGCAUGACUGCGCAGAUCGACGAGAGCCUGAGCAUUGGAUCGGACUUUAACGCCCCCAGCCUAACACAACCCUAUAGUCUGGUGGCGUUUCAGCACUUCAUGAAAUGGUCUACGGCGUCAGUCGGGCUUCCUGCCAUUAGGGCAGUGAUGGAAAGCGAUAUGGUACAGGUGGCAUUCAGUACACCAUACCUACUGUACACAAUCCUUGGAGUCGGCAUGCUUCAUUUGAAUCGUGCCUCCCGAUCAAGAGACGCUGGCCAAAGAUGCGCAGAGGCCCAUUUCUGGCAGCAGGCCAUCCGACUAUACCAAGACGCAUUACUACCAGGAGUCAAUCAGAAGAACUUCGACGCCCUCAUUUCGACAUGCAUGUUCAUGGGCGUGGUGUCCAUCUGUCCAGAGAACUUUGAACCUACCGAUUCCUGGGUCCUUACGAACAACCCGGCCGACAUGAACUGGCUCUGCCUGCAGAGUGGUCUGCGGUGUCUAUUGGAACCAGCCGCUCGUUACCUCCCCGGGAGUAUCUGGGAAACAGCAUUCAAAGGAUACGAGGAAGUCGAGUGUCAACUUUUCAACUACGAUGACCAAGUCGGGCGACAAGGUCUCGAUCCACUCUUUGCGGAUUUUUGUGGCAUUGAUGACCUUUCUACUGCCAUGACUAGCCCAUAUUAUACUCCACUUAGGCAGAUCACCACGCUUAUUCAGUUGGAUAAGAAUAUGCCUAAUGCUGCCCGAUGUACUACAUUCAUGGGGCGACUGGAAUUUGAAUUCCUGGAUCUGCUUCGAAGCAGGGACCCGCCAGCUCUGAUUAUUCUUGCGCACUGGAUGGGCUUGAUGUGUUUGCUGACUGAAUGGCAGCCCUGGGUCGAGGGGAGGUUGAGGAAAGAGUGUGCAGCCAUUUGCAUGUAUCUGGAGCGCAGUUCAGAUCCUCGGAUCCCACCGCUGCUUGAAUUCCCUGCUCUUGCAUGUGGCUAUGUCCAGCCUGUGAGUAUAAGUUGA
Aspergillus affinis is the source of this 1251-nucleotide messenger RNA. Its product is annotated as Zn(II)2Cys6 transcription factor domain-containing protein. Gene Ontology annotation, biological process: regulation of transcription by RNA polymerase II. Gene Ontology annotation, molecular function: zinc ion binding; DNA-binding transcription activator activity, RNA polymerase II-specific. The coding region runs from base 1 to 1251 and encodes 416 amino acids. The record is from RefSeq and is a predicted model, not a curated record. Lineage: Eukaryota; Fungi; Ascomycota; Eurotiomycetes; Eurotiales; Aspergillaceae. The transcript has 3 exons.